Molecule: messenger RNA, 2293 nt
Organism: Mytilus trossulus (common blue mussel)
Lineage: Eukaryota; Metazoa; Mollusca; Bivalvia; Mytilida; Mytilidae
Product: ribosome-releasing factor 2, mitochondrial-like
Exons: 8
Coding region: 41-2275 (744 amino acids)
Biological process (GO): mitochondrial translation; ribosome disassembly
Cellular component (GO): mitochondrion
Molecular function (GO): GTP binding; GTPase activity
Source: RefSeq, a predicted model, not a curated record
UUCCCCUGCCUCAACAAAUCUCGAUCAUUAACUAACCGAAAUGAUGUACAGGCGAUACUGUUUGCACAAAUUAACAUACUUCUUUAAACAUUUUAAACGUUUGAAGUCGUCCGCAACAAAGCCAGGUCUUAAGGAUGAACCAAUGCAAAAUAUCAGAAAUAUUGGCAUUAUGGCACACAUCAAUGCCGGAAAAACAACAACAUCAGAGAGAAUGUUAUUUUACUCUGGAUUCACAAGGCAUAUUGGUAAUGUUGAUGAUGGAGAUACUGUGAUGGACUACAUGGAACAGGAGAGAAAUCGUGGAAUGACAAUAUCAUCAGCAGCAAUCACACUUCAUUGGAAAAAACACAAAAUAAACCUUAUAGAUACACCAGGUCACGUAGAUUUUACAGUAGAAGUUGAAAGAAGCCUUAGAGUUUUGGAUGGAGCUGUGACAAUUAUUGAUGCUUCUGCUGGAGUUGAAGCUCAAACUUUAACAGUAUGGAGUCAAGCUAACAGGUACAAAGUACCUAGCAUUGUCUUCUUGAAUAAAAUGGACAAACCAAAAGCUGAUGUUGAGAAAUGUUUAAAAUCAAUUCAAGACAAACUGAAAAUAAAACCUCUACUUGUCAACUUUCCUAUAGUUGAUGGUAACAGAGUUACAGACAUUAUUGAUAUUAUAAAAAUGCAAAAAAUUACAUAUGACUUUGAAAGGAGUUCUGAAGGUCAAAUGUUCUGUAUAGAAGAUUUGGAUUCUAAAUCUGAUCCAGAACUUUGGGAAAUAGCAUCAAAAUUUAGAAACAAUUUAAUUGGAAGUUUAUCAGAUUACUGUGAAAAUAUAGCAGAUCGUGUUAUAACAGACAGUGCCAUUACAGCCGAGGACAUCGAUUUAGCUUUGAGAAAUGCCACCAUCGGCAGACAUAUUGUUCCCGUACUAUGUGGUUCAUCACUAAAAAAUGCUGGAGUGCAGCCAUUGAUAGAUGCUGUUACUCAUUAUUUACCUAGUCCUCUAGAAAAAACAAUGGAUUUGGUUCAGUUCUAUGAGACAGACUUAUGUGCCUAUGCAUUUAAAAUCAUACAUGAUAAACACAGGGGACCACUAACAUUUCUUAGAUUGUAUUCUGGUGUAAUGAACUUAGGUGAGAUCUAUAAUGUGAAUAAGAAUAUUAGAGAGAAACCAUCAAGGCUGAUUCAAGUAUACUCUAAUGAAUAUCAUGAUGUCAACACAGCCACUGCUGGAAACAUCAUCUGUGUAGCAGGACUCAAGAAGACCCAGACUGGUGACACUCUUACAGCAAGCAAGGCUACAGCAGAGAUGGCAGCUAAAAACCUCCAUCAUCAUCGUAAACUACAAGGAUUGACAGAACAUGAUCCUGAUGAGAUUCCAGUCCUUGGUGGUAUCAAUAUACACCCUCCAGUGUUCCUGUGUUCUGUUGAAUCAGAAUCUCCUUCAGUACAGAGAAAGUUAGAUUUAGCUUUGGAAUGUCUUAAGAGAGAGGACCCCAGUCUCAUGGUACAAGUAGAUGAAGAAACAGGUCAGACCAUAUUAGGAGGCAUGGGAGAGCUACACCUAGACAUUAUAAGACAGAGACUUUUAACAGAGUACAAGUUAGAUGUGUAUAUGGGUCCAUUACAAGUCGCUUACAGAGAAACUUGUGAAGGAGAAUCAUCGUGGGAAGAAACAAUGGAUACAGUGAUCAAUAAUGUUAAACAACAUGUGGUCUUGGGGAUGUCUAUUCAUUUUAGUCUGCAGGAGAAGGAAUUCAAACAUGUCAAGCUUGUUCAGUCUCGUGAAAAUACUCUUGAAAAAUUACAUAGAAACCAAUUGAAGGCAAUUGAAAUAGGAAUCAAAUCUGCAUUCAGUUCUGGUCCAAUUUUAAACUUUCCUGUGAUAGAUGUUGAAGUCAGUUUGUAUAAAGCAGAGAUAGGAAGAUCUACCACAGAAGCCAUGAUCACAGCUUGUGCUUCACAAUGUGUACACAAAGCAUUGAAGGAGGCCAAAGCUGUUUUGUUAGAACCUAUGAUGAAAAUGGAGGUAACUGUAGAUGAGGACAAUUUACAUGCAGUGAUGGCUGAUUUAGGAAAAAGAAGAAGCCAUAUAGAGAAUGUUGAUAGUGAAGAAGAUAUCAAAUUGGUACAUGCUAUCACACCUCUGUCAGAAACAUUGGGUUUUUCUACUGUUUUAAGAAGCAAUACCCAUGGAAUGGCAAACUUUACAAUGGAGUUCUCACAUUAUGAAAAAAUGUCAGAAAUAGAACAACAAAAAGCAGUUGAUAAAGCUCUUGGAAUUUUUUAAUAAAUAUUUUUUAUUUAA